CCCGGCCCGGGCGGCACCGGGACGCGCUUGGCACAGCAGGCGCUCGACAACCCGCCGGGCAGGAGGCGGCCUGCCCUCGCCUCCUUCUCCGCCUUCAGCUUCGUCCCGCCCAGACGGGAAGGGCCGCCGGAGCUCAGCUAUUUCAGCCGGGCGCCCAAGACAGGAGAUUCUUUCACCUAUGAUGCCGUUUUUAAUACACCAGAAGGUUACGACCAAUAUCUUCCGCGAUGUGACAGAAAACACGCUAAGGGUCAUGGCCUUAAAAUUCAUGAGGAGGAAAUGGCAAGAGCUGUUCCUGUGCGGACAUCUGCAGAGUAUGGGAAGCGUGCAGACAAGACCUUAGACCCAGCAACCAGGGAGCAUGUAAAGGUUUGUAGCCUGCAUGCAGCAAUCUACGGGGAAGGCAGCCGCCCUGCUCAUUGAAAAAAGCCUUCUCCAGGCCUGGAUCCAUGGGAAAUCUCUUGUAUCUGUCAUUGCCAGCAACAUUUAUCUGGGACAAAAAAAACAACCCACUUUGAAAAGCAAUAAGGUGCUUUUGCCUUUUCUUCUACAGUUUAGUUAAUGAGAAUGAUCUGGAUUAAAAAUAGGGUGAAAUAGCAGCUGCACUUUUUUUCAUGUUAAUUAAAAUGCGUAUGUUCUCCUUACAUUCUCAUAAAAAUCUCAUGAAGAGCAGCACCAACAAGGGCUUUUUAGAACAUUUUAGGAAGCAAUGCUGGGAAUGAGACCUGUUGGGUCAAAAGCUGUGUCUGCAAUUUUAGGCAGUGCUUCUACAUAACCAUUCACAGACCUGACAUUUAAGGAAACUUGCCCCUCAAGGUAUCAGUGGUCACAGAUUUUUCAAUCCUUACAGAGUUGCUAAAGAAUCGUGAGACAUUGUUUUAUGUGCACAACAGCUGAAAUGGAUAUUCAGCUCAGAAUUUUCAAAAAUGUAUGGGCUUAUGUGCUUAGCAGUUUCAGUAGACUUCAAGUGGAACUUGAGUUAAAAGGAACUUCUGAGCACUUAGCAUUUGAAGAGACAAAAUCUGGGUUUAGCUGAAUUCAGACAUUCAUUUCACUGACUUCCAUUAUAGGAAUGGUGUCUGACAGAUUUAACAAGAAAAAACAUCAUUGGUUCUGUAUCCAAUCUGAAAAUAAUGA
Molecule: messenger RNA, 1137 nt
Organism: Ficedula albicollis (Collared flycatcher)
Lineage: Eukaryota; Metazoa; Chordata; Aves; Passeriformes; Muscicapidae
Gene: CFAP90
Product: chromosome 2 open reading frame, human C5orf49
Exons: 3
Source: RefSeq, a predicted model, not a curated record